Molecule: messenger RNA, 4122 nt
Organism: Schistocerca cancellata (South American locust)
Lineage: Eukaryota; Metazoa; Arthropoda; Insecta; Orthoptera; Acrididae
Exons: 1
Coding region: 211-1332 (373 amino acids)
Source: RefSeq, a predicted model, not a curated record
UGGCACGUCCUGUAGCGGGUGUAUACAUGUGCAUUGUGCAAGUUUUCAUUGAGUGUGGAAAUCCAGCUACGCUGCAGAUAUUUUUUCGAAAAGUUUGCUAUCCUGCUGUCAGCUGGAAGGGAACAGUUGUGUAGUGGAUAACGUCGGAGCUUGUAUGUUGUGGGUUUCUGUAGUCUAAAAUAUUAUGACAGUUAAUUAGGGCCUGUGAAAAUGUUACUGUUUCGUAUUAUUGAAAUUUUGUGCUUCGCUGCAGUGCUCUCGGCCGAUAAUACUCCACUAACAACAAAGAAGCCCAACAGUUUGCAACAGGAUGCAUCUAAAACAGAUGUGCACGAUAUAACUGGGCUUUUUGAGCCCAAUGCAAAAUCUGUAAAUGGCUCUAAACAAAACUUUGAACAUCGUCCGAUUGCCUUAGAAGGAGGUUCUUCUGUGAUUGCCAACGAUACAAUAGUUUCAGAAUCGAAUAGACCGAAGGAAUUGGUUCAAAAAACCAUUUCAGAACAAACUUUGUUUGACAAUGGUACUGGUGUAACUACAAAUCAUUCUAAUAAUUUCCAUGAAGCUAUUCAAACCGAAGGUGGAUUACUGGAGAUACCUGUAAGUACAGCAGCAGCUGGCGAAACCACCAAACUGGUACCGAGUGAAGCAACUGAUUUUAUCAAAGAUUCUUUCCCGUUAAAUGUGGGAGAAGUAAGUGAUCAUCCAUCUGUGGUACCAAGAAAGGGCGUCUCGCCAAAAAUUGUGCCGAGAAAAGGAGCAGAGCCGUAUGAACCAUUUGUUGACCUCGAUGACAACACAGAAAUGAAAUCGGCAUGCAACUGUUGUGAAACGCUCAGUUCUGAACAAAACAUUGGAAAUUAUACAGCAGACCCGAGAUGUGUUUCAUGUUGUAACACAACAGGCAGUAAAAAGUCAAGUACUUCAACCACAGGAUUAAAAAAUGACACUACAGGGUUCAAAAGUACAGGUAACAGCAGUAACCAUGAUGAUUUCAAAAUUGCCAAUAAUAGCGUUAACUCUACAGAUUUCAAAAGCGAAGCAGCGCUAAACGAGUCCAAUUCACGUGAUGUGUAUAGAGCUUACCCUCCUCUGAAGAAAAAGUCCAAGCCACUUGUUACUUCAGAUACUGACAUUGAAAUGAAACAACAAAAAAGUCCACAGUCUUCAAGUUCAGAGAAAAGCGACUUUGUAAUACCUGUGGUUUUGUUAAUUUUAGCAGUACCUGUAGUAGUCGUCCUAGCAAUGCUUUUUUACAGAAAAGGAACAGAAUUUUGGGAACGAAGGCAUUAUAGUAAAAUGGACUUUCUUAUUGAUGGAAUGUACAAUGAGUAAUUCAUAACCACUGCUGUUUUGGAAAAAAGAAGGUGACAACGAUAACUGGAAUGUAUUUUACUUCCCGACAUUUUACAUAUUGUAUUAAUAUAUAUAUAUGUAUAUCCUGUGCCGUCCUUAAUGACCUUACUGUCACUGUGACUUUAAACCCUACAAAAAAAAUAAUUGUAUGUUGAAACAUGUUGUGUACCUGUCAGUUGCAGAAUGUUGUAGAUAAAGUUCUCACGACUGAACGUUUUAAAAAUUCAAACUUUGCAACUAGACUUCUUGUGAUGUUAAAGGAAACUGAACUGGUGAUGGAACGUUGUAAAAGGCAGGUAAAUUAUAGCAGUGCUUUGGUAACAAAAAAGCUAUUUUCAGUCUUUUAUCUCGGAAAAUACUGUGGGUUACCUAGCUACAUAUUAUAUAUGUAUUCCUUUUUAAAAUCCAGUAAAACAGUAAUUUAUCUGCUGUAAUAUAAAUUAUGGUUAAAUCGAUUAACUUUCAGUAAGAACCAUAAUAGAAAUUUGUAAAAUGUGUUUAAAUUUUAGUGUUUCAUUUUCAGAAUUAUCAUUAAUGGGUGCCAUUACAUACACUAAAAGAAUAUGUGUUUGUUUCCUAGAUUACAGUAAUUAAAAGAAAGAAAAGUCAUCUGCAUCAUCCUACCACAGCUGAAAAUUCAUUGUUCUGAAGAAUAAAAUGCAAAAUAAUAAUUUAUAGAUAAAGCCUUUGACAAUUAUACAAUUAAGACCUAUAUUAUUUGCUGGAAAUUAAGCUGAUAGUCAAAAGUGUAGCCCAGUGAGAGCAAGACACUGUUUGAAAAAGUUGAAGUUUGUAUUUUAGGAUUUGACAAAUUUUUGAUGACAAUAAUAUAUACAUAUAGUGUGUAAUCGAUGUUGCAAGAAAGGAAGAGAAGAUGCAGCAAAAACAUUGCUUUGUAUCAACACUGCCUAUUCUAUAUUUAACAUGUCGACUGCCACGAAGCUGCUGGCAGCCUCAGCACAGUCUUCUGCUGAAGUUGGUGGCAGCCAUAUGGUAUUCAACAUGUUAAAGAAGUAUUGCAAGAACAAAAGCAUCAGUACAUGUGAGAAAUCACCCUGUACUGUUUUGUUGUAGAGCUCUUCUUUCUUGGUUACUUUCAAUCAGUGAUAGAGUGCUCAAGGUCUUACCUGUAUUGUACAGUUAUGUUGUUUUACAUUUAGAGCACAUUGUUUUACUGUGGGAUCUUUUACGACCUCAGCCGAUAAAGGGUGUCUCACAUGUAUCCAUUAGUUUUAUUACAGCUGUUCUAUCCAGACAAAAACAAUCAGUCGAGAACUGUUUUACUGAAUUUUGCAGUUCACAAAUUGUUAUACAGAGACCAACUUUUUCAGUUUUAUGUGUGUAUGUAUGCAUGCGUGCACUAAAGUUGAAGUAAUUUUUUUAAGAAAUAUGCUGUGCUAUGCUGGUGGUUACAGAGAAAAUUUAAAAUAAAUUACAGAUACCAACUUCUCAGAAUGAGACUAAACAUGCAGCCAAAUACAUGUUCCAUGUUUAUUGCCAUAGUCACCCAAACAUAGUAGAACCAACAGAACUACUGUCAUUAGGAAUCUGAAAUGCUUUUGAGCUAAUGAAACCACUUGUUCAUGAAAGCAUGUGUUUUUCAAUCGUAUAUGAGAAUGAAUAUGCUUUUAUGAUCAGAAAGAAGUUGUUGUAUUUAUUAAACAUAUUGACUGCCACAUUCAUACUGAUGAAUGUGUCACCGCCAGGCCUCAGCGGCAGGCUUUAGUUCUACUGUGGCUGGUGGCAAGUGCAUGGUGUCAGGCAGAAGGACCUUCUGUGGCCUUGUGACAGUCGUCAUGUUAAAGUAGACUCUGAAACAAGAUCUUUUAUUUAUUUUGAAUCCUCACCAAUCAGUAAGAAGGUUGUUAACCCCCUAACUUACUGCUUCCUCUUUAAAAUGUUAAAAAUGUUUCCAAACUUGUGCUUGUGAAUUGUAAGUCAUGCAAUUGAUGUAAUAUGUAGCAAUUGGGCAUGAACUUUUUGUUAUAUCAAUUGGGCAUAUUUCAUUUAAUAUUCAAAACCCUCAUGAUUAUUAAAUUUUCAGCUAUUGUUUAGCUAAAAAAGGGGGGGAUUUUAAUGUGCCAUCAGUUUUUAAGAUUGCCUGACACAAAACGUGGAUGAAUGUAAGAAAACUCGGAAAAGUUUGUUAUGUGAAAUGUUUGAAUGAGGUGUAUAAUCUGCUUUAGAAAACACAUGUAUCAUCACAUGGUACUCACAGUAACAUAAAAACAGGGUAAAUCUGCCAUAGCGCAAACUAUUUGUACCCAUAUUUUUAAAAAGUAUGUUAUAAGGUUAGCAGGCAAUGCUGUACACUCUGAGAUCAAGUGAGUUAUUCUGACAGCUUUAACUGUACAGAACAUCUAUGUAUUUUGUUAAUAAAUGGAAAACAUAAUGCGCCUUGUACUGGAACAGAGUUGUGUUUGGGUUAAUUAGUUUUAUAGUGUUUUCUCAAGUAUUUAGAGCUUUUAAGAUGUUGCUGCAUUAAUAAGCUGGAGCCAGUCAUAUACCUAUGAGCAAAGUCGAAAACAUGUUUUUGUUUCAAAAACUUUUGAACUGUUAUUGGAUAAUCUGCAUUUAGCAAAACUUUUUAAUAGUUAACCAAGGGUGUCUGUAUCUACAGGUAUUUCCUAUUCUAAGAAAUUGGACUAUUCAGAAACUGAAAUAACUCACUAAUGUCUUAAUCCUUCUAUUCAUCACUCAAAAGUCCAACAACAAGGAAAGUGACAAUCUGUUUGCUUAUAUACUAAUAAAAUUCAAGUCUGUGAUUAA